AUGUUACCAGAGCGGGUUUCCAGCAGCCGCAGACUUCGGGAGAAUUUAAAAUUGCAGUCACCUGCCGUUUUCAUUGUGCUGUAUACCGGAGUUGAAGAAGGAAGAGCACAUGUAUUCUUGGACUGUAAAAGUGCCAAGAUGUGUGUAAUAAUCAUUUGCUUCCUGACAUUUUCGAUGGCCAGGGCCCAGGAUUCUUGCCCAGAUAAAGACUCAAAACUAGCACAAUGGAGACCGGGAGACAUUCCACACACUGAUGUCACCAUCGCCAAUGGCAACCUAUAUCUGCUGGACCAAUCAGCAACAGUAAAAAGCAUAACAGUUCAGGAUGGAGGUAAACUAGUGAUCAAAGACGGCGUGGCCCCGAUCAUCGUGAAAACAAAACACAUUCUUAUCGAGGACGGUGGAGAGAUGCACAUUGGAAGUCCUGAUUGUAGGUACCAAGGAAAGGUAACCAUCAUCCCCCAAGGCAAGUCAACUGACUCCGGUGAGAAUCCAGAUUUCGGCAGGAAGUUUAUUGGUGUCAGUAAAGGUGGUACCUUGGAAAUUCACGGCAAGACAAAAACAGCUUGGACCUUUCUGGAAGGGCACCUCAAAGGGCCACUUGAAGAAGGAGCCCAAAUUGAAGACUCUAUGCAGCGCGGGUUAAACGUGCGUGUUAUAGAUAAGGCCACGGGCAAUAUCACUGCCCGGGAACGAUUUGACACGUACGGCGACGAGGAGGCCUCAAAGCGACUGAUUGAUUUCAUCACAGAACAGAAAGAUGGAGCCAUAAUUACAAUAGCAGUGUUUGACGAGGCGUCUAAGAGGCUUUACGAUGAAGCUGAAACAUUGUUGACCAAUAUGGGAAGCGGAGAGGUAACAAAGAUCGGCUUUCGGCACCCCUGGGCGUUCAUUGCUGUUAAAGGAUCUCCGUCAGAGACCGUUGAAGAACGAAUAAAAUACAUUAACACAGAGACAACCCACUACGCCACGACCGAAAAAGUUUUCGCCAAUGACAGGGGUCAAUUCCGUGUCUACGUGAAAAGCGGAUGGGACGGAACAAAAGGAUGGGCAAGCUCUGCAAUCGAGCUUAGUGACGUAACAGAAGGAUACGUGAUCACUCUGGCAGAUGACGUCAGCAGUUGGGAAGAGGGAGAUNUUUUAAUGUCCGUUUAG
Lingula anatina is the source of this 1155-nucleotide messenger RNA. RefSeq names its product cell surface hyaluronidase CEMIP2-like. The record is from RefSeq and is a predicted model, not a curated record. Lineage: Eukaryota; Metazoa; Brachiopoda; Lingulata; Lingulida; Lingulidae.